Messenger RNA from Aureobasidium pullulans EXF-150, 1320 nucleotides. RefSeq names its product ferrochelatase. The record is from RefSeq and is a predicted model, not a curated record. The transcript has 2 exons. Gene Ontology annotation, biological process: heme biosynthetic process. Bases 10 to 1266 code for a protein of 418 amino acids. Lineage: Eukaryota; Fungi; Ascomycota; Dothideomycetes; Dothideales; Saccotheciaceae. Gene Ontology annotation, molecular function: protoporphyrin ferrochelatase activity.
ACUCCCAAGAUGAGUCUUCGCGCACCCCUCGGCCUGUCACGGCGGGCAUUGCCUGCUCAGAUCGCAAAGUAUGCCGCCUCACAGCAACAGUCCAUGGCCACGGUCGUCCCACCUGUCACCCAGGACAGUACUGGUUCCAAGGGUCCUACUGCUAUGGUAUUCAUGAACAUGGGCGGUCCUUCUACUACUGGCGAAGUCGGCGACUUCCUCAGCAGGCUAUUCGCAGAUGGCGACUUGAUCCCUCUCGGAAGACUGCAGAAUUACCUCGGCCCCCUGAUCUCCAAGCGCCGUACACCCAAGAUUCAGAAGCAAUACGCCGCCAUUGGUGGUGGCUCGCCCAUUCGCAAAUGGUCAGAGUACCAGAGCUCCGAGAUGUGCAAGAUCCUUGACAAGAUUUCGCCCGAAACCGCCCCUCACAAACCUUAUGUCGCUUUCCGUUACGCCGCCCCCUUGACCGAGGAGAUGUAUCAGACACUGUUCGACGACGGUUUCGGCAACGGAAAGGGAGGUAGAGCUGUUGCCUUCACUCAAUACCCUCAAUACUCCUGCAGUACCACCGGAAGCUCCUUGAACGAGCUGUGGAAGUGGCGCCAGAGACUCGAGACCAAGCGCGCAGGCGGCGAGAUCGACGAAGCUGGCGCAAUCACCUGGAGUGUCAUUGACCGCUGGCCUACGCAUGCAGGUCUCGUCGAGGCCUUUGCCCAGAACAUUGAGGCCAAGUUGCUCGAGUACCCCGAGGAGACAAGAAAGGACGUUGUUUUGCUGUUCUCCGCUCAUUCAUUGCCCAUGAGCGUUGUUAACAGAGGUGAUCCUUACCCAGCCGAGGUUGCUGCUACCGUCCACGCAGUCCAGACGCGCCUGGGCUUCAAGAACCCCCACAGACUGGUCUGGCAGUCUCAGGUCGGACCUUCCGCUUGGUUGGGAGCCCAGACCAGCGAUACGGUGACCAACUUUGUCAAGAGAGGCCAGAAGGAUCUCAUUCUCAUCCCCAUUGCCUUCACCUCAGACCACAUCGAAACCCUCUUCGAAGUCGACCAGGAGAUUAUUCAUGAGGCCAACGAAUUGGGUGCAGAUGGCCGCGUCAAGAGAGCGGACUCGCUAAACGGCAGUCCUGUAUUCAUUCAAGGUCUGGCCGAGCUCGCAAGAGACCACCUGAGAAGUGGUGAUGUUGGCAGCAGGCAAUUGGGUCUGAGAUGUCCUGGAUGCACCAGCCAAAGAUGUCUGGAAACCAAGAAAUUCUUCAUGAAGCAAGAGGCAUUGUUGUAAUAAUAGACUCGAUAUGGUUUGAGACUUGUAAUAUUAGCAAAAUCCUGACACACA